GCGUUGUACGCAUUCAUUAUGGGAAUGAAAAGGUUUGCCAAGUCAGCGCCGUUUUUAUAUCCCACUUCCCCUCCCUGUUAAUAGUUUUCUGGUGUCACUCAGCGGGGCGGACCGUGCACGCGCAGGUCCGACACGCACACGCAGCGGAAGUGGCUCCGCACGCGCUUUAAAGGGCUCCGACGGAUGACGUCAGUUUUUAGGUCUCUUGCUGUUGAGGACCCCCCCCCCCCCAUCGUCUCCCCCUCCCCCCUCCACCCGUCUAACGUGCACAGGAGCCUCCCCCUGGUCUGCUGUCACCAUUGGACCUCACAGCAAAUGAUUAACCACGUCCAUGUGAGGACUCCUUCCUUCCAUGACAUCCUCGGGUGGAGAAGCAGCAACAGACGGCAGAAGGGCUCAAACCCACCGCAGCCGUUGUUCAAGUCGAAGCACCCGUUGUUAUGAGGCGGCGCCCGUUGAGAACGACAGAUCACAAACUGAUUGAUCUCUUUGUCCAAUCCCUCCGGCUGGCCUGCAGCGAAUCCCAGAUUAAAUCGGCCCCGGGUCAGGAAAGUUGACCAUUAACCUCUAGAACUGAUUGCGUGCACAUCUCCAGUCGUAAGCAGCUGAGGGAAUAUCGAGGAUCCUGUGGCAAAGUUCACUGUCAAGAAGUCUGUCGAACGCCAGGAGCCGGCUCCUUUUCUCUCAAUUGCACGCGUAUUCUUCCAUUUUUUUGUCAUUUUUAAAGCACUAAAUCCGCAGCCAUGGCAACAGCGGGUUAUGGAUACUACCGAGGCACCAUAUUUCUGGCCAUGUUUUUGGGCUACACGCUGUACUACUUUAACAGAAAGACCUUUUCCUUUGUGAUGCCUUCACUCAUGCAAGAAAUUCAGCUGGAUAAGGACGACCUGGGCAUGAUCACCAGCAGUCAGUCUUUGGCCUACGCUAUCAGUAAGUUCAUCAGCGGCGUGCUUUCGGACCAGAUCAGCGCCCGCUGGCUCUUCUCCAUUGGCCUGUGCGCGGUGGGAGGCAUCAACGUGGUCUUCUCCUGGUCCUCCACCGUCGCCGUCUUCUCUGGCCUGUGGUUCCUCAACGGCCUGGGCCAGGGCCUGGGCUGGCCUCCCUGCGGCAGGGUGCUGCGCAAGUGGUUUGAGCCCUCUCAGUUCGGGACGUGGUGGGCGAUUCUCUCCUGCAGCAUGAAUCUGGCUGGCAGCUUGGGCCCCAUCAUUGCCACGGUGCUGACCCAGAGCUACAGCUGGAGGACCAUACUGUUCGUGUCCGGAAUGAUCUGUGUGGUGGCUUCCUUUUUCUGCCUGCUGCUCAUCAAGAACGAGCCCAAGGAUGUGGGGCUUCCCAGCAUCGAGGCAGCAGCCAAGAAGAGCAAAGGAGAAUCCUCCAGCUAUGAAAGCACGCUGUCCGAGUUCCUGCUGUCCCCCUACCUGUGGCUGCUGUCCAUGUCCUACCUGGUGGUGUUCGGGGUGAAGACGGCCUGCACCGACUGGGGUCAGCUGUUUCUCAUCCAGGAUAAGGGCCAGUCUGCACUCAUGGGUAGCUCAUACAUGAGUGCGCUGGAGGUUGGAGGCCUGUUUGGCAGUCUCGCGGCAGGUUAUCUUUCGGACAAGGCGGUGGCCAAACAACGCAAGACGCUCUACGGCAAUCCUCGCCAUUUCAUCCUGGUCUGCAUGAUGGCUGGAAUGUUUGUGUCCAUGUACCUGUUCAGAGUCACGGUCACCGCUGACAGCUCAAAGGUGUGGAUUCUCAGCUUGGGUGCUGCUUUCGGUUUCUCCUCUUACGGACCAAUAGCGUUAUUCGGCGUUAUAGCCAAUGAGAGCGCCCCCUCCAACUACUGCGGGACGUCACACGCCAUUGUUGCCCUGAUGGCUAACGUCGGUGGCUUCCUGUCUGGACUUCCAUUCAGCACCAUUGCCAAACAUCACGGCUGGGAAACGGCCUUCUGGGUAGCCGAGGUCUCCUGUGGCGUCACCACCAUUGGAUUCAUCCUUCUGCGCAACAUCCGCAACAAGAUGGGUCACGUGUCCAAGAAAGCCGAAUAAAACCUCAUUACAUCUUCUCUAUUCCAGACAGAAAAACGGAUAUUUUAAGCCAUCAAUGUAUUUUAAUAUUUUUGUAACUUGAUUUUUUAUUUUAUUUUACAAUAGUACUUGUUGUCUUGCAGGACUUGGAUAUAAAUUAAGCCGUGAUACGCUGAGUGCCUUUUUUUCAAGAAAAGUUUGAAAUGCGUUUUCUACAGUAUUUACUAAAAUAACCUUGUUUGCCCAGUAAUGGGACAUCUAAAGAAAGGUUUCUGUUUACAAACACUUAAGUAUUUCAAUUAUAAGAGCAUAAAACUGGCACCUGUUUUGAACUAA
Gasterosteus aculeatus aculeatus (three-spined stickleback) is the source of this 2348-nucleotide messenger RNA. RefSeq names its product solute carrier family 37 member 4a (gene slc37a4a). Gene Ontology annotation, cellular component: endoplasmic reticulum membrane. The record is from RefSeq and is a predicted model, not a curated record. NCBI's taxonomy places the organism in Eukaryota, Metazoa, Chordata, Actinopteri, Perciformes, Gasterosteidae. Gene Ontology annotation, molecular function: glucose 6-phosphate:phosphate antiporter activity. Gene Ontology annotation, biological process: glucose-6-phosphate transport; phosphate ion transmembrane transport.